Camelina sativa (false flax) is the source of this 1084-nucleotide messenger RNA. RefSeq lists its product as uncharacterized. The record is from RefSeq and is a predicted model, not a curated record. Lineage: Eukaryota; Viridiplantae; Streptophyta; Magnoliopsida; Brassicales; Brassicaceae.
UCAUGCAAAAUGCAAAUUUUUAGGUUGUUCGUCUCUUUAGCCUAAACCCUAAUCGUCUUUACCGGUAAAUCCAAUUCACCGAUCGAUGUCACUCGUCCGUUAUUUAUCCCUCAGAUCGGUGCUGAGAGCUCGAAAUCACCGAUCCUCUUAUUCAUGUCUCAUCCAUCUUCAUCAGACUCCUCGUGAAGAAGAAGAAGAGAAAGUUAGACGCAAAACUCCAUCAAUCCGAAGCUACCACAGUAUCAUCCACCAGAGUUCGUUCAUCAACGGUGGAUCGGCUCUAGAUCUCUAUCGCAAUCAUCGCUCUGUUUUCCAAUUUCAUCCAGCUACGUUUUCGUCAGAUCGAUUCAUCUCCACCUUCAAUAGCAGCUUCCCUGGUUCCGCUGACGCCGUCAUCGAUUGGUUGUUGCAAUCCGCGGUUUCUAGGGCUUUUGAGUUACACAACGUCGCUGAUGUUCUUGUUUCUCUUAACCACUUGCUUACGUUACUCAACUCUUUCACAUUUUCUCAAUGGUGGGUGUUUAUCAUCGUCACGUCGCUAUUGAUUCGUGGGAUCACAAUUCCUGUUAUGGUUGAUCUUCUUAACAGCAUUGCAAGGUUUUUUAAAAGUCUUGGCUCGGACCAAGGAAAGGCUCUAGACAAGGUAUCAGUUCUCAGUAAAAGUCCAGGAGUAAUGUACACCAUGUUGAAGAAAGAGUUUUUUGGAGUUAAAGGAUCAGUCAUUGGUCAGGGUAUUCAAGUUCCUGUAUUUUGGUUCUCCAUGGGAGAGUUGAGACAAAACAUGGUUGAGAUUCUUAUGUCGCGUCUUCGGGGUAAGAUGUUGUCGGCGGAAUUGAUCAAGAACGGGGUCUUAAGCAGAGGACGCUUAGUGGUGGUUGUUGGCGAUGGAAUCGGCCUAGAGAUCCAAAUGUUCGAUCUUGAUUUCUCUCUUAUCUUGAAGCGUCGUCAAAUCUCACAAAACUGUCAAAUCUCACAAAGCUACGUUUAAUAAGUUUCGAUUUCAUUCAGUAAUUUUAAUAAUUUUGUUCCUUAUUUAUCGAAAAAGAGAGAGAUAUGAAAAACUUAUUUGCUAGUUCUUCUAGGC